AAAAAAAGCGAUAACAACAAUUUCUCUCGCUCAAGCUUUGAACAAAUAAUCCGUUUUUUUUUUCCCUUUCUAUUCAAACACACAGUUUUGCAUUCUCAGAAAAUCUUUUCGGAUCUUUCUGUAUCACAGGCAACAUUGUAAUAAUUUUUUUUCUCUCUUUUUUUAAUCAUGGAAUAAUGAAAUUCAGAUUCAUCAUCUUAAAAAAAAAUUAUUUUUCCUCAUUUUUAGAGCAUUUUGUUUUUAUCAAUAAAUUCUAGGAUUAGUGUUUUAUUUUUAAAUUGUUUUAUUGAUUCAUCAAAUCGGGUUGUGGAUAAUGUAGCUGUUUUUAAAUUUAAGAAUCUUUUUUGGUCCUCAAUUUAAUAUUUUUUAAAAAUUAUAAUACCUUUAAAAUUCUACAAUGUUAAGGCAAUUCCUCAGUAAAAUUCCACGGAGUUUCGGGAAUUCGGAUUCGCCGGAGUUAACUCGGCCGAACUCAUUCAUGACAGCCGGUCUACACACUCACCGAUCCAACAGUUUCAACUCGGGCUGCGGUCGUCCCUGCGCCACGAAACGAACGUCCUCCUCCAUUUUCCCGGCGAGUGUUGUGGCAGGAAUUGAACCUUUGUUGCCGUUCAAAAACGCGCCAAAUUCAGAGAAGAUGAACCUUUUCGUGAGUAAGGUUAGCCUUUGUUGUGCGACUUUCGAUUUCAGUGACGCGACUAAAAAUUCGAUUGAAAAAGAUGUGAAGAGACAGACAUUGCUUGAGCUAUUAGAUUUCGUGGCUUCUGGAUCUAUUAGAUUUAGCGAACCUGCGAUUUUGGCCAUGUGUAGGAUGUGUUCGACGAAUCUGUUUAGGGUUUUCCCGCCAAAUUAUCGGUCUAUUACAAGUAAUAAUGGUGAAAACGAUGAUGAUGAUCCAAUAUUUUGUUCAGCUUGGCCACAUUUGCAAAUUGUGUAUGAUUUGCUGCUCAAGUUCAUCACUUCUUCGUGUCUCGAUGCUAAAGUAGCUAAAAAGUACAUAGAUCAUGCCUUUAUUUUGAGAUUGCUCGACUUGUUCGAUUCUGAGGAUCCGAGAGAACGGGAGUGUUUGAAGACUAUAUUGCAUAGGGUUUAUGGGAAGUUUAUGGUUCAUAGGCCACUUAUUCGAAAGGAUAUAAGCAAUAUAUUUUAUCGAUUCGUUUUCGAAGAGGAGAGACAUAAUGGAAUCACUGAGUUGUUGGACAUUUUCGGGAGUAUAAUCAGCGGAUUCGCUCUGCCUUUAAAGGAGGAGCAUAAGAUCUUCUUGCAGAGGGUUUUGAUUCCGCUGCACAAGCCAAAAACUUUGGGAGUUUACUUUCAACAAUUGUCUUAUUGUGUCACUCAGUUCAUUGAUAAGGACCCGAAGCUAUCUAGUACAGUGAUAAAGGGGUUAUUGAAGUACUGGCCAAUAACGAACAGCCAGAAGGAGGUGAUGUUUCUCGACGAGUUGAAGGAUAUUUUGGAAGAAAUCGACAUGGUGGAAUUCCAAAAAGUUAUGGUCCCAUUGUCUUGGCAGAUUGGUCGUUGCAUUAACAGUUUCCACUUCCAGGUGGCUGAAAGAGCACUUCUCUUUUGGAAUAAAGAACAUAUCAUAAAUAUAAUCGCACAUAACCGGCAUGUGAUUUUUCCCAUCAUACUUCCAGCCUUGGAAAAGAAUGCCCGGAACCAUUGGAAUCCAUCGGUUCUGAACUUAACUUUAAAUGUCAGGAAGAUGUUCAUGGAUAUUGAUGAUGGAUUUUUCAUGUCUUGCCUUAUUCAUUUAAAGGAAGAAGAAGCAGAGCUAAGCAAAUCCGCCGAGAAACGGAAAAAAGCAUGGGAGCGGCUAGAAAACGCAGCUAAUCACAGGCCACCAACAACUAGAAAUACUGCUGCUCUGGUAACUCAUUCGACAACCUCAAUUUCGUAAAGUGCACUGCUUUCCCGAACCUAUGUUAUUCAGGUACAAGUGUAGUAUUUGUUGGAUACGCGAUGUUCAUUUUUUACAUAUUUGGGAGAUUGUUAGAAGAUCAUAGAUUCAUAAUUCAUAUCUAAAUAUACAUUCGACACUGACACGGAUACAUUAAAAAAAAAAUGAAAAAUCAUAGCAGCAUGCAUAAUCCUGAAAUUAUUGUUACUUUUUCCUUUAUUCAUGGGAAAAACAUGCAAAUGGCUACUGUCAAUGUGCUGAUAUACAUACAUGCAUAUAUAUAUAUGUAUACGUAUGUAUACGGAUUUUUCAUUGGCGGCCAUCCUUGUAAGUUAUAUGUAUUAUU
Molecule: messenger RNA, 2249 nt
Organism: Gossypium raimondii (Peruvian cotton)
Lineage: Eukaryota; Viridiplantae; Streptophyta; Magnoliopsida; Malvales; Malvaceae
Product: serine/threonine protein phosphatase 2A 57 kDa regulatory subunit B' kappa isoform
Exons: 2
Coding region: 398-1903 (501 amino acids)
Biological process (GO): signal transduction
Cellular component (GO): protein phosphatase type 2A complex
Molecular function (GO): protein phosphatase regulator activity
Source: RefSeq, a predicted model, not a curated record